This is a messenger RNA of Colias croceus (clouded yellow), 6181 nucleotides long. RefSeq lists its product as uncharacterized. Gene Ontology annotation, molecular function: RNA-DNA hybrid ribonuclease activity; ATP binding; nucleic acid binding. NCBI's taxonomy places the organism in Eukaryota, Metazoa, Arthropoda, Insecta, Lepidoptera, Pieridae. Bases 152 to 6181 code for a protein of 2009 amino acids. The record is from RefSeq and is a predicted model, not a curated record. The transcript has 2 exons.
GCCAAAAGAGACGGCUCUGACCUGGAACACACUGCAUUCAGCAGUGAGUGUCAGGAAAGACAAAAGUGGGACAACAUAGCGAGGUCUCGCGUCUCCUACUGCUAAGGUCACCCUAACUACACCCGGGCAAUCAGAAUCCCCAUCCACAAGUAUGCGCAAAAGGGAGCUUAAGUUCAUACAAGCAAACCUACAGCGCUCAAAACUAGCGACAGUCGAACUGCUCCAGGCUGCCCAAAAGGAAAACAUUUCAAUAGCACUAGUCCAGGAGCCAUACGUAGGCAGGACCGGUGUUGUGAAACAAUGCAGUGGCACUCAAGUCAUCCAGUGCACCUUGGGCCGCCAAAAACCAGUGAAGGCUGCGGUAAUUGUUCUGGGAACAGAGCUAGAGGUCAUACACGAUCCUCAGCUGGUGACCGAGAAUGUGGCCGCGGUCCUCAUCAAAGCAGGGCGACUGAAGCUAGGAAUAAUUUCCAUCUACCUGGAAGGGGAUCAGGACAUCAACCCAUACAUAUCACGCAUCAAACUAGUCUGUGAUAAAUUACCAACAGACAAUCUGGUGGUUGCGGGCGACAUCAACGCCUGGAGCCACUGGUGGGGCAGCAACUCCGAGGACCACCGUGGUAAAGAUUUCAACAAUUUCCUAAGUGAGAUGAACCUCCAAAUUCUUAACACAGGAGCUACGCCAACCUUUGAGACCUACAGGGGCGACAGGCUGUACACAAGUAUAGUAGAUGUAACUGUGUGCAGCCUGCCACUCCUCGGGAAGAUCUCUGGCUGGCAAGUCCGCAGAGGUUUAACAACAUCCGAUCACAACGCUAUAACUUUCGGUAUGCGUCUGGAGACAGCCCUGGAAAGCAUCAGACCUGUCACCACGCGCAUAUACAACACAAGGAAAGCGAAGUGGACGGACUUCAACGGUUCUUUCCGGUCAGGACUCUCUGAAAAAGACAUCACAUCCACCCGAAUAGGGAAUAUUUCAAACCCGGAAGAACUGGAGGAAUCUCUCGCAAUUUAUGUUGAAAUCAUCCAUAAAGCGUGUGAAACGGCAAUCCCAAAAGUUGGUAUAAACAAGGGAGAGCCUAAGCCACCCUGGUGGUCCCCCUCUCUAGAAGAUCUGAAAAGAGAGGUACUCCGCAAAAAACGGAGAAUUAAAAAUGCAGCUGCCAGUCGCAGACUGUUUGUCAUAAACGAAUACACUCACGCUAGGGAGGAAUACAAAACCAAGGCAGCUGAGGCAGCAACCCAAAGCUGGAAAGAAUUUUGUGAGACACAAGACCGUGAGAGUAUGUGGGACGGAAUCUACAGAGUCAUAAGGAAAACGGCCAGAAAACAAGACGACCUGCUGUUAAGGGACUCCGCCGGCUUAACGCUUUCUCCGGAGCAAUCGGCGGAACUCCUGGCCCAGACUUUUUACCCUCGUGACACUGUAGAUUCCGAAACGGAACAUCAGACCCUGGUGAGAAACCUGUCUGAAAACAGGAAAUCCACGGACAUCGAAGACCUAUCCGCCGAUGAUCCCCCAUUUACGGCCGCGGAACUGGAAACAGUCCUAAACAGGCUUAAUCCAAAGAAGGCUCCCGGCCCUGACGGGCUCACGGCAGAUAUAUGCACAGCUGCAAUUCGCUGUGACAGAGAGGUGUUCCUGGCGCUGGCCAACAAAUGUCUGGCGCUAGAGCACUUCCCGAAGCAGUGGAAGGUAGCGCACGUGUGCAUCAUCCGUAAACCAGGGAAAGAUGAUUACACCCACCCAAAAUCCUACAGGCCAAUUGGUCUCUUAUCGGUCCUAGGCAAAAUAGUUGAAAAACUCACAGUCACCAGACUGCAAUGGCUCUUCCUCCCUACCCUAAACAACAAGCAAUACGGGUUCACUCCCCAGCGUAGCACAGAAGACGCCCUCUAUGACCUUCUACAACAUAUCAACACACAGGUAAGUUACAAGAAAAUUGUGCUUAUGGUGUCGUUGGACAUAGAGGGGGCUUUUGACAACGCGUGGUGGCCUGCCCUAAAGAAACAACUUAUUAACAAGAGGUGCCCAAAAAACCUUUACGGCCUUAUAACAUCCUACCUUUGUGACAGGACAGUCAGGGUCAAUUACGCAAGAGCAGUAUUCGAAAGGGGCACCAACAAAGGGUGCAUCCAGGGCUCCAUAGGAGGGCCUACCUUCUGGAACCUAAUUUUAGAUACGCUCCUCCAAAAACUAAAUAGCCUAGGCGUCUACUGCCAAGCAUUUGCAGAUGACGUAGUCCUAAUAUUCUCAGCCCCGACAGUCGAAAAAAUUCAAAGCACAGCCAACACCACCUUAGAGGCUGUGCAAACAUGGGGAAAACAAAACAAGUUGAACUUUGCCGCACACAAGACCAAUGCGAUGAUAAUAACUCGUAAACUAAAAUACGACCUCCCCAUAAUAAACAUGUCAGGGAUCCAGCUAAAACUCGUAAAAGAAAUAAAGUUGCUGGGUCUUAUCAUCGACUGCAAACUCACCUUUAACUCACACGUGGCGGCCACUUGUAGAAAGGCAGCCGACAUAUAUAAACAGCUAGCGUGUGCAGCAAAAGUGAGUUGGGGUCUAAACAAAGAGAUAAUAAGGACCAUAUAUGUGUCGGUGAUAGAGCCAAUCGUGCUAUACGCGGCAAGCGCGUGGUAUCCUGCAGCGGAAAAACUAUCAAUCAGAGACCAACUGUCCUCGCUGCAGAGAGGCUUUGCAAUAAAGAUUUGCAAAGCCUAUCGCACGGUGUCUCUAACAUCGGCGCUCAUACUUUCCGGGUUGCUGCCACUCGACCUCAGGGUCCAGGAAGCGGCAGCCUUCUUCAAAAUCAAAAAAGGCUACUCGGAGGAGCAUAUCCCGCCAGGAAGAGAGGUGGAGCAAAAAGUGGGAUAUCUCCACAACCCACAUCCCUCAACUCUGAUAAUAACAGAGUUCGAGCGUCUUGAAAAUCUGGAUCCAAAUACUUUGGAGACCUAUCAUGUAGUCGGUCCCCAAAUCUUCACCGACGGCAGCAAAAUAGAGGGGAAGGUAGGUGCUGCCCUAACAUGGUGGGACAAAGGUAAAGAGACCAGGUACUCCACCUUCCGACUAGAGUCACACAACACUGUCUUCCAAUCGGAGAUGUAUGCGCUCUACAGAGCGGUCAAGAUGGCAAGGAGCUCAAAAGCCAAAACUGUAAAUAUCAUGAGCGACUCAAGAUCUUCGCUUGAGCUUUUAAAAAAUCCAUGUGUUACACACCAACUAGCUCUGGAGAUUAAAAAACUCAUCGCGGAAACCCGAGCAGAAGACAGAGAGGUGAGACUCUUCUGGCUAAGGGCUCACGUGGGAACACCCGGGAAUGAGAGAGCAGACCAACUAGCAAAAAAGGCUGCUCUCACCAAAAAGACGGCCCCUGAUUACAGUAAAGUGCCCCUUUCAUACAUUAAGCGGAAAAUCAGGGAGGUAACAAUUCAAAAAUGGCAACAACGCUACGAAUCCUCCACCACAGGGUCGGUCACCAAGGCAUUUCUGCCGACCGUCUCUUCUGCGAGACGAGUACUGAAGGACACCACAUUGACACCAACUUUAGUCCAAGUCUUAACUGGCCAUGGAGGAUUCGCGGCCUAUUUACACAGAUUCAACCUAAUAGACAGCCCAUCCUGCGUCUGCGACUCGUCGUGCCACGAGACCAUCUGGCACAUUUUAUUCGAGUGCCCAAGAUUUGGUGGAGACAGACUCUCACUCGAAAUUCAAACUCAGACCCAACUGAGCCAAGAGUCUCUACCCACCAUCAUGGAGACUGAGAGUCUGAGGAAGCCAUUCCUGGCCUUUGCCGCUAAAAUCGCACGAGUCGCAGCAAUAAACAACGGCUCAACAAUGGCAUCCAAGGAUUUGCCCCACCAACCACAAGUCCCCACCCCUACAACGCCUGCAAACAGUAGGCCACUCAUCACAACCACAGCAGGUCUAAAUAACAUUAUUACCCCAGCGCCGACAAACUCCAGUGAACAACUACUGGAGUGCGCCAAAGUAGGGGUACCAAAACUGAGAGUUCGUAGCGUCGCACUCUUCAUGGACAACGACAAUGAGUCAUUUGGAAUUUCCUUCUGCCGGGAAAUCACAAACAAUCAGCUGGCCAUCUCACCCGGCCUCGCAGCUCUGCGGUUUGGAAGUACCAACAAAGCCGUGAUGAAGCGUAGUAGCUACAUAGCUCUUCCUCUGGCAACAUUCAUGGGCCACUCCUGCCGGGUGGUACGAUUGCAAAACAAGGCGGUCGUACUCCUCGAAUGGAAAGUCGAGUCCCCAUUCACCCAGGCAUGUUUGAUACUUACCAGUCUUGCGCAGAGUUGCCAAUCAGCGGGAGCACACCUACCCCGCAUUAUUAGCGUCGACGCUAUGGCCAUCGGGUAUCAGAAAGGUGAAGUUGUGGACCGUUGCGGAUGCGUCACUGCCUCAAAACAUUAUGAGGUAAUAGUUUAUGAAGACCGAGGGGAAAACUUAGACUACCUCAAACCCCACGUACGCGCCGCAUCGACCGCACCAUAUCACCUACCCACCGGCGUCAACCAUCCACCAACAAUCAGUGGCUCAGAGCGGCUACAACAAAAAAUUGCAGCCGAAAGGCUCUCAGCAUUAGAGAGUAGUCGAAGUCCAAAAGAGUGCCCUGAAACCCGGAGCCGAAUGAAGGCCCUCUCUGACUUCUUUAAAGUAGUCAUGGGUCGGCCAACUGAAGGCAACCCGAGUGGAAGGCAAACCUCAGCUGUGGAGAGAUUUUUAACUCCAAACAAGGCCACAGAACGGCCAACGGAUAGGACAAAGCGAACUCGGGCUGAUUUCGGGCAAAUCAAUUCACCACAAUACAGAACCGUCGCAAAACCCCUCGACCACAUUAUCAACGCCUUUCUGGAAUUCCGCGCUAUCAUCGAGGCAACCAGAGAGGUCAGUCUGGCAACAUGCAGAAACAUCAUGCAUGCCUAUCAGCUUAACAACCUUGCGCUGCUAAGGGUCAGACUCGAGGAGGCGGACGCAGCCAUCUAUAACAACGCAACAUCUAAAGUCAUACAUGGACAAAUGUCCGGUCCUUACAUGGCUGCGUUCAGCGCUAGCGUUGGUUUUGUUCCUAUAGACGAGAAUGCACUCAAAAUCAAGGGAACCACCACUUUUAAAACCCCCGAGGGAGAUCCCAUCGUCGUGACCGCCCGUUGCACCAAGAUUAUGCUGGAUGACAGGAUCCUGGACAUGGCAAAAACCAUUGCCCCGGGUCCUGACAUCUCGGCGUACGGGAGUGACUGGGUGGUACCCGACAUCAAGUGGAUCAACGGAGUGCCGGGCUGCGGCAAAACAACAUAUUUGGUAAAACACUUCGACGAGACCAAUGAUGUAAUUGCGACAACCACAGUAGAGGCGGCAAAAGAUCUGAGAGAGAAGCUAGCGCACCGCAUAAAAGGAGAGGAAAAAAUACGAGUGCGCACAAUAGCUUCAAUCCUCACAAAUGGAUUCAGGGGGUCCUUCAGUUGUAAACGGUUAACCGUGGACGAAGCCCUCAUGAACCAUUUUGGCUCUAUAAUUAUGGCCGCCAAGCUGUCUGGCGCAGUGGAAGUGGUCUUAGUCGGAGAUGUAAACCAACUGCCGUUUAUCGACAGAGAUAAUCUCUUUCACAUGAGAUACUGUCGGCCCGACUCUAUCACAAUGAUCCACCAAAACUUACUUUGCACACACCGCAAUCCGAUGGAUGUUGCCUUCGCCCUCAGUGAAGUGUACUCUGGCAUAUACUCAUCUCAGCCCAGAGUGCACUCAUUAAUCCAAAAGGGAUAUAGAGAUGCGGUUAUCCCAAGAUCCUUGGAAAAUACCCUCUACCUCGUACACACACAGGAGGAAAAGAGCACCCUUUCCAACCAGGGCUAUGGAGCGGGGUCGGGUUCCCGCAUCUUAACCAUCCACGAGGCACAAGGCCUAACGUACGAAACCGUCUUCAUCCUGAAAUCAAACGCCAAAAAACUCAGCCUGCACGACAGUGUACCUCACGCGGUUGUCGCAAUAUCUAGACACACCAAGACCUGUGUCUACUUCGCUGACGACUGUGGCGACGCGAUCGGCAGGUUGAUAGGGAGGGCACAGAGGGCCAGUACCAAGAACAUCAUGGAGUACUGUUUAAAAAUGGCCCUCAAGGAUAGAAACGGCAGAGUCGUGGAGGCCCUCACAAAAUCAAUUAAAUAA